Messenger RNA from Aspergillus ibericus CBS 121593, 923 nucleotides. RefSeq lists its product as uncharacterized. Lineage: Eukaryota; Fungi; Ascomycota; Eurotiomycetes; Eurotiales; Aspergillaceae. The transcript has a single exon. The coding region runs from base 270 to 788 and encodes 172 amino acids. The record is from RefSeq and is a predicted model, not a curated record.
AGUUCGGCCAGCCUAGCUGGAUCAUGUCAGAGGACUUCAUGAUUCUUCACCAGUGGUGUCUAUGCUAUGUUUGAGCUAUGCUACCCACUUUUAUGCAAUGAACCCAGCUGGGAUAAGGAUGAAAAUCUCAAACCACACAUACUAUUAUGGGAAACAUAGCCCCGUCUAGGCCGAAUUGGCCAUCCAUCGGAUAAGGUCUCAAGCCUUCCACCGGGCGGAAUGAAAUCAACCAUUGGCGAUACGGAGACCACGUGGAAGAAGUACCACCUAUGACUCUAGCUGGUCUGAAGGCUCUUGGACCCGGGACAUGCAUAUACGCCAGAUCUGUCCCGUGCUCUAGCAGCAGCUGGACCAAUUCGUUACUGUUCUGUUUGGAUGCCCACGUCAUCGCCGUGUUCCCGCAUCUAUCUUGGGAAUUGAUAUCCAGAUCCCUUCGGGCUAGAAGCUGUCGCACAAUUCCUUCAUGUCUACUAGUACCGCCGCUUGGACCGGGUCUGGCUGUCGGCGAAAACGUGUGGGUGUAUGGAUCGCUGGUGAACUGGUGUCCCGCCUUGAGGAAUACCACCAUAUCCUGGCGACCCUGCUGUGCCAAAUGGGAUAGCAAAGAGACAGUGGGUCAGAGCUCCGUUGCCACCUGGAGGCGAGGGGAACCCGCCCACAUCAACGCGGUUCUAUCAGCCAGCCAGUCCUGCGAAUGGGGCUUGCGCCAUGGCCAAGAAGCAGCCUGCCAGCCUCCACGUGGCCAAUUUCCGUUGCGUGCGAGCGCGAUUCGGUUCGCUAUAGUCUGAAGAUUAGCCAACGCUCCCAUAUCUAGCAAGAGCUCUAUCCAGCAAGAUCUCUAUCCAGCAAGAGCUCCGCGACCGGAACAUGACCGUGAAUAGCGGCCCAAGCUAGUAGCGGAAGCUUGAACUGCUGCGAGUCGC